ACUGUCAGCAAGCUCAGAGGAUUGAGAAUCGCAGAGUUUGUCCUCUACUGCAUCGGUUAUCCCGGCCGCUUCUCAUCUUGGAGGAGGCUCAGAGAUGGGCAGCGUUUGCCUGCUGCUGCUGCUAUGUCUCCAGAUGUGUGGGAUUUAUUCACAAGAAGGACGCUGGGAGGCCAGCUGGCAAAGGAACGACUCCGAUGUCAUGAGCGACCUGCUGGAGCAGUGGAAAAGGAACGACUCCGAGGCCCUGGAUGAGGAUUGGAAGCAGCGGCUCCCCAAAGGCAUCAUCAUUGGAGUGAGGAAAGGGGGCACCAGGGCCUUGCUGGAGAUGCUGAGCCUGCACCCCCAGGUGGCCGCUGCUCACUCCGAGAUCCACUUCUUCAACCUGGAAGAGAAUUACCGGAAGGGAUUGGAUUGGUACUGCCAACAGAUGCCCAAUUCCUACAGCAGUCAGAUCACUGUGGAGAAAACGCCCGGCUACUUCGCUUCCCUAGAGGCGCCCGAACGGAUUUACACCAUGGACAGAUCCGUGAAGCUCCUCUUGAUCGUGCGGGAUCCCGUGGAAAGGCUGGUGUCCGAUUACACCCAGAUCCUCUACAAUCGCAAAGCCCGGCGGAAACCGUACCAGUCCCUGGAAGAAAUCCUGGAAAGGGGUCAAGAGCUGAACACCAGCUACAAGGCCAUGCAACGCAGCCUCUACGCCCUGCACUUGGCUCGGUGGCUGGAGUUCUUCCCGACCACGCAGAUCCACGUGGUGGACGGAGGCGGCCUCAUUCGGCAGCCGCUCUCGGAGAUGCGUCACGUGGAAGAGUUUCUGGGGCUGGAGCCUUACCUGGGGCCCAACAACUUCUAUUUCAACGAAACCAAAGGCUUCUUUUGCCUCCAGGCCGCAGGAGAACGGCACUGCCUUGACCCGUCCAAAGGCCGGCCUCACCCCACCGUGGAUGAAUUACUGCUGGAGAGGCUCUGCACCUACUUCAGUCAGCACAAUGAAGACUUUUUUGCCAUGGUGGGGCGGACUUUCAACUGGUGCUGAGUCUGGCGUGGAGGCCAAGCUGGGCGUUCCGUGGAUAUUUCCACCAAAAACUUUCCCAUUUUUCUUUCAAAAUGGAAACUCAACUCUACCGCUGUAUGGUAAACCGGUUUGUAGAGUCAAACAGCCAAGCCUGAAGCUGGAGGUUUGAAGAUCCUUGGGAAACCACUUGAGACACUAUCAUUUUUUUGAUAAAAGUGGUUUUAACUUUUCUAGCAAUCCCAGCAGGUGAAGUUAUGCUCUUUAUGGUUAUGUUCCUCCCCCCCCCGCAA
Pseudonaja textilis is the source of this 1302-nucleotide messenger RNA. NCBI's taxonomy places the organism in Eukaryota, Metazoa, Chordata, Lepidosauria, Squamata, Elapidae. The record is from RefSeq and is a predicted model, not a curated record.